Messenger RNA from Gadus chalcogrammus (walleye pollock), 1608 nucleotides. It is a transcript of the gene epm2a, whose product is annotated as EPM2A glucan phosphatase, laforin. The transcript has 4 exons. Bases 516 to 1460 code for a protein of 314 amino acids. Gene Ontology annotation, molecular function: carbohydrate phosphatase activity; starch binding; protein tyrosine phosphatase activity. NCBI's taxonomy places the organism in Eukaryota, Metazoa, Chordata, Actinopteri, Gadiformes, Gadidae. Gene Ontology annotation, cellular component: nucleus; cytoplasm. Gene Ontology annotation, biological process: protein dephosphorylation. The record is from RefSeq and is a predicted model, not a curated record.
AGUCGAAUUCAUUUUAAACAGCGCUGUCUUUUCCUAUGUUUGAAAGGAAGCACAUUUUCAUCUCUCCUUGACCCGAUGACGUUUUCCACAAAGUUUAAGUAAAGGAUAGGAGAUUUGACUAAUCGUAGAGGAAUAGGGACACAGCUAAGGAGGUCUCACCGCGUCCGCCAUCUUGUCGUCACGUGACAGCACUUGGACGUUGGAUGUCCAUUAUCCUACACCUACAGGCUGCAGCAAGACCUUACUCGGUUAACUGGCUGUAAAAUGAUUGUAUGAUGUCAAUUACAAUUUAAAAACGACCCGUAGUAUAUCCUGGUGCAGCUACUGUAGGAAAUGUGAGCAUGUAGGUUGGUGGAUGGAGCAGACCUGCAGUCUAUAAAUAUAUGGUCUAUGCUAUUACAGUCGAAAUGGUGGACAUUACGAGUGGGUUUAAAACCGAAGAUCAAACUGAAAGUCGUUCAGGCUGCAAUCCAGCUGGUCGAGGACUUUAAAGGCGUAUUUUAUGCUACAUCGAAAUGUUAUUCAGAUUUGGAGUUAUUCUCACUCCGGAGUGCUCGGAUGUCGAAGUGCUUGUAUCAGGUUCACGGUCCGAAAUGGGAAGUUGGGAUCCAAACAAAGCUAUUCAAAUGAAAGCGACGCAAGUGGUUCUGUCAAAACACGAGCCGUGUCUCUGGAUCGGCGAAGUGCAGCUGUCACAACCGUACACAGAAAGUGCCUGGUUCAAAUUCAUCAAACGCCUUCGAGGCAGUUACAUCUGGGAAGGCGAAGGCCCCCACCAUGACAGAUGCUGUGUGUAUGAUGAAAUGAAUGUGAUCAACGGAGUGUACUGCCACCCCCUCGGCCACUGGAUCGAAGAGACGGGGCACACGGACGAGAUGAAGCACACCACCGGCUUCUACUUGGGCGUAGCUCACCAGAAGGCGAUGCAUUUCUCCAGGGUUCAUCCGCGUGUGUGGCUAGGCAGCUGCCCCCGCCAGGUGGAACACGUGACCAUCAAGCUGAAGCACGAGCUGGGAGUUACCGCGGUGAUGAACUUCCAGACAGAGACGGACGUGGCUACCAACUGCCAGGGCUGCAGUCUCAACUCUGAGGACCCGGCCACCACGGAGACCAUGAUGCAGCUGUACAGGGACUGUGGCCUGGCGUACGUAUGGAUGCCCACGCCAGACAUGAGCACUGAGGGUCGGAUCCGGAUGCUCCCCCAGGCGGUCUUCCUGCUCCACGGACUCCUGGAGAACGGCCACACCGUCUACGUCCACUGUAACGCCGGGGUGGGCCGCUCCACAGCGGCCGUGUGCGGCCUCCUCAUGUACGUCCUGGGCUGGAGCGCGCGGAGGGCACAGUACUUUGUGGCCUCCCGGAGGCCGGCCGUCUACUUCGACGAGGAGGCCCUGGUGAGAGCCAAGGGCGACUUCCUCCAGAAGUUUGGACACCUGCGGUCGUCCAUCUCUUUCCCCUAGUCUGUUUUAGCUAAAAGAUUGGGGGUCUUUGUGGCUGUGAUAGGGGCGGACGAAUAGAUAGGCUUUUUCUCUGUGUGUGUGUGUGUGUGUGUGUGUGUGUGUGUGUGUGUGUGUGUGUGUGUGUGUGUGUGUGUGUGUGUGUGUGUGU